This is a messenger RNA of Branchiostoma floridae (Florida lancelet), 2183 nucleotides long. RefSeq lists its product as uncharacterized. The coding region runs from base 132 to 1769 and encodes 545 amino acids. The transcript is spliced from 8 exons. The record is from RefSeq and is a predicted model, not a curated record. Gene Ontology annotation, molecular function: histone H4R3 demethylase activity; sequence-specific DNA binding. Gene Ontology annotation, cellular component: nucleus; cytoplasm. NCBI's taxonomy places the organism in Eukaryota, Metazoa, Chordata, Leptocardii, Amphioxiformes, Branchiostomatidae. Gene Ontology annotation, biological process: positive regulation of translational termination; negative regulation of gene expression; protein hydroxylation.
CACGAGAGCAACGCCGACACUGCCAUACAUGAAGAACUCGCCUUCAAAUACAACAUCGACUUGUAAAAUGGUGUAGCGUGGAAAAUUUGCUCCUCGUAAAAGAAAGAGUUCCACAUUGACUGAAGGGAAACAUGGAGGAUUCCGCGGAAGAUGCCGGACCUGUGUUGGUACAUCGCAGACGACACCUGCGGUUUCCUCACAAACGGGUCGACCAGACAGAAGACAGCAAGGGACUCAGUCAGAAUGACAGGUCAGUGUUGGACCACCCGUGGUUCCGUAGUUUUGACCACCUGUGUUUACAGCUGAGACAGUUCUGUCUCAUGUUCCUGACGGCGGUCCUACCGCUCAGUCUCAGCGUCAUCUCCAUGAUCUGUUUGUUGUUGUUUUUCAGGUCAGUGUUGGACCAUCCUUGGUUCCGUAGCUUUGACCACCUGUGUUUACAGCUGAGACAGUUCUGUCUCAUGUUCCUGACGGCGGUCCUACCGCUCAGUCUCAGCGUUAUCUCCAUGAUCUGUUUGUUGUUGUUUUUCAGGUCAGUGUUGGACCAUCCUUGGUUCCGUAGCUUUGACCACCUGUGUUUACAGCUGAGACAGUUCUGUCUCAUGUUCCUGACGGCGGUCCUACCGCUCAGUCUCAGCGUCAUCUCCAUGAUCUGGUACAACGGCGGGGGAGGGGGUCCGGCAACAGGAACGGCAGAGUACAAACUCCCUGAAGCGCGGGUCGCGUCGAAGGUGGAACAGCUGCCGGAAGACGAACUUUACGCUACUGAGAACUAUGUGUCAUUGCAUCAAGAUGCCGACGUCUACUCACAGGAAAACUUGGAGUCUCUUCUGGUGGUGGAUAGAAGACACAAUCUCUCUUAUGAGGAAUUCAUCGCGGUGUAUGACGGGAAGAGACCGGUGAUCUUGACCGACGUGGUUCCUGAUUGGGCGGCUAGCAGAUGGUCACGUGAUUUCUUUCUGGAAAACUACGCAAACGACAGCGCAGUUGUCAAAACUGUUGAUGGCAAUGGCAGCAGUAUCAGUAGUGCAGCCACUAGACUAGCGGACUUUGCAGCCAAGUCGUCCCGAGGGGAGCCGGGGAGAUGGAUGUACCUGGAAGACGAGCUGUUCAUCCCGACUAGACCUGAGCUCCGGGCCGACCUGGGCGAGGUGGAAGUGCUCGGGGAAGAUUUCUUCCAGCUGUUUCCAAAGGAGGUUCAGCCGUGGGACGCCCUACUGCUGUGGGGUUCUCCCUGCUCCCGCUCGCCGCUCCACAUCGACCCCUACAACUGGACGGGCAUCAACGCCGUCAUCGCCGGGCGGAAGAAGUGGAAACUCUUCCCUCCAGGUCAGGACCAGCGUUUCUACAUCACGCCUGACCAGAGAUGCGGCUUCCCGCUGGACUGCAUCAAGUACAACAGUCCUGUAGACGCCUUCAGUCCCAACUACACCAGGUAUCCGGAGUUCCAGGAGGCCGAGUUUGCGGAGGUGGACCAAGUUGCAGGAGAACUGCUGGUGAUCCCGACAGGGUGGUUUCACCAGGCUUAUAAUAUGGAGGAAACUAUAGCAGUCAGCAGACAGGUUAUGAACACCAACAGUUACCGUGAGGUGACGGAGGAAAUCAUCAAGGCUGGGAACGUCCAGCGUGCGGAGCUCCCGCCAAACUUCAACCAGCUCAGCCCCAGACUUCAGGUCCAGACUCUUGUAGACAUGUUACCUGGCGAGAUCCUGGAGAAGGGCAGACUUCUCACUCAAGCAGUCUUAGGGCAGAUCAACGGUCUUCUGUGAGAUAUUGGGGACUACAAAAUGAACUUUCCAAUGGAAACAAUUCCUUCAAAACACACUUCAAAUCUGAAGUCUUAAGCCAAACUGCAAAUUUGGAUUAGUCAAGUUUGUUUGGGUAAAACAGAGGGAGGUAAUGUACUGUAUUUUACAAACAAGUCAGAAUAUUGAAAUGACACUAGUAUAUCACUCCUUGUCCUAAUGGGUCAGUCCAGCCAGUGAGCUGCCAUUUAGGAGUCAACUAAAGGUCAAAACUUGGCAAAGGUCACAGUUUUUUGCCACAUUUUAAAAAUAUACUAUUUUGUCCUCCCCCGCAGAACACUCAACAUUUAAGAUCAAAAUUUGCCAGGAAAAAAAAGACAAUAUUCAGGUUGAGGGUUCAGACAAUCCCUCCCCUAUAAAUCAGGUUAUUGAUGCUGU